This is a messenger RNA of Naegleria fowleri, 354 nucleotides long. RefSeq lists its product as uncharacterized. The transcript has 3 exons. The record is from RefSeq and is a predicted model, not a curated record. Bases 1 to 354 code for a protein of 117 amino acids. NCBI's taxonomy places the organism in Eukaryota, Heterolobosea, Eutetramitea, Acrasida, Naegleriidae.
AUGAGCAGCCAUAAUAAUAACAACGUUAAACAAAAUGCAACUCCUCCUAAGAGAGAUGAGAACCAAGUAGAUCCCUUGGUGACCCACCGGGAUGAGAACGCUGUAAAGGCUCAAACCGAAUUAUCAUUUUCCAUAUGGAAGAGAAUAAAUCCUGGCUAUGUGAUACCUACAGAGCCAGUACUGUCAACAACAAAAGAUGCUUUCAAACCACAAUAUUCAGAUCCGAUUGACAAAUCCACGUUCAGGGCUGCAGACAAAUUCAGUCAGUGGAGAGAGGAAGAUUUGAAAACUUUCGGAAAGUUAACUUCAGCAACACCAAAGUCAUCAGCAGACAAGAAGCCGUGGAAGUUUUGA